Exophiala spinifera is the source of this 402-nucleotide messenger RNA. RefSeq lists its product as uncharacterized. Bases 1 to 402 code for a protein of 133 amino acids. Lineage: Eukaryota; Fungi; Ascomycota; Eurotiomycetes; Chaetothyriales; Herpotrichiellaceae. The record is from RefSeq and is a predicted model, not a curated record. The transcript is spliced from 2 exons.
AUGAGUCGCACCGACCUCCUUCACGCCUACCGGCACCUGUAUCGCAGCGGGCUGCGAGCAGUCCACUAUUCCUAUCCUGCUCGUUGGGAAAUUCGAGACAUUCUGAGAGAAUGCUUCCGCUCACAAUCUAAGGCGGCAUUCAAUGCGAGACGGAUCGGCAACACGUUGGAGUUUCUAGAAAAAGCACGUCUUUUCAAUGGUACUGAGCACAAGAUAUUGAAGAAUCUGCUACAUGUGAAGUUCUGGAAGAGCAAAGGUCUCAAUCAUUACCUAAUGAAACAAUCCAAUGCCGACUAUGCAAUUGCUACCCGGCGCAAUGUAUGGCGACAGUAUCAAGCUACCUUGACCAUGCUGAAUGAGAGUCUGGAUAUUUGCCUUCAGCUCGGAGCCGAGGUCAAAUAG